Mastomys coucha (southern multimammate mouse) is the source of this 830-nucleotide messenger RNA. Its product is annotated as stress-70 protein, mitochondrial-like. The record is from RefSeq and is a predicted model, not a curated record. The coding region runs from base 141 to 629 and encodes 162 amino acids. Gene Ontology annotation, molecular function: ATP binding; ATP-dependent protein folding chaperone. The transcript has 2 exons. Lineage: Eukaryota; Metazoa; Chordata; Mammalia; Rodentia; Muridae.
UGGAGGGAACCAUUCUCCUUUUGCCAUUUUAGAAACAAUGGCAUUCUGGAGAGGAAGCCACACCUCAAUCUACAUACAAAUGAACAGACUUUAGGAGGUUUGACAAUCUACAUACAAAUGAACAGACUUUAGGAGGUUUGAUGGGAACUGCCCUCCUACAAUUGAAAGUUCUUAGUUUGAUGGUUCCCUACUCUCCUGGUGGUCACUCUAGAGAGACAGAGGAUAACAUGCAGCAGGUCUUUUACAUCAUAGCGGAGAAGUAUGCUGAGGAAGACUGGAGAAAGAAGGAACGUGUUGAAGCAGUUAAUAUGGCUGAAGGAAUUAUUCACGACACAGAAACCAAGAUGGAAGAAUUCAAGGACCAGUUGCCUGCUGAUGAGUGCAACAAGCUAAAGGAAGAGAUUUCCAAAAUGAGAGAACUCCUUGUUCGAAAGGACAGUGAAAAAGGAGAAAGCAUUAGGCAGGCAGCAUCUUCCUGUCUGCAGGCAUCAUUGAAACUCUUCGAAAUGGCAUAUAAAAAGAUGGCAUCUGAACAGGAAGGUUCUGGAAGUUCUGGCACUGUGGAACAGAACGAAGAUCAGAAGGAAGAGAAACUAAUAGUGGCAGUGCAUUGUGGGGAGAAAGAGUAAUAGUGGCAGUGCGCUGUAGAGCCAGAAGGACGACAUACUAUGAAGCUUGGGAGUAAAGAGACUUUCCAAGCAGGAAAGGGGCAGACGUCUCUCUUUUUAUUAUAUUUUUGCAGUAUUCUAUAUAUAAUUUCCUUAAUAUAUAAAUUUAGUGACAAUUGCUAGCUCAUUUAAUGGGUAAUAAAGUCAGCAAUAGCAGAUUCA